GUUUGUUCGUUUUUUUUCUUUCGUUUUUCGUUGAAUUUCAUUGAAAUUCAUUCAAUUCUUUUUUACGGUUUGGCACAAUGAUACUGCAGCCGAGCACGAUGUCCGAAUUGAUAAGAAUUUUUGUUGUCGUCGUAAAGGUUGUCAAAAGUAGAAAAAAAAUCCAACACUUUAAAAGCGAAAACUUCGUUCGAUAAGUGAAAAAUUCAACAACUAAAAAAAACAUGUGCAAAUCAUUUGAAGAUGAAACAAAUGGAUGUUGUGAAGAUCCAGAUGAUGAAUGUAUUGGUCAAAAUGGUUGUUGUUGUUGUUGUUAUUAUUGUUUAACAAGUGAAUGUUGUUGGGAUUAUGAUGAUGAUAAUGAUAAUGAUGAUUAUGAUGAUAAUAAUGGUCAACAACAACAACAACAACGAAGAAGACGACGACGUCAUCAUUGUAUAAAAUGUCCACCCGAAUGUUUAAUAAAACUAUGGAAUUGUUGUAAUCCAAUCAAAUGUUUUACAUAUAGUAAUAUGAUUACAAUAUGUCGUUCAUUAUAUUUAUUAUUAUAUACAUUAUUAAUUGCAACAUCAAUAUUCGGUUUGAUUUGGUCAAAUGUUUAUUUUAAUAAUUUUGAUCAUAUAUUUACUGGUACAAUAUUAGGUGGACAUUUAGUUACAUUAUCAGCAGGUGGAUUAUUAUUAGGAUUAAGCGGUCUUUAUGCUACAAUCAAACAUCAUCGACGUUUAUUAUAUACACAUACAAUUAUAAAUUGGUCAUUAUUUAUAUUAAGAUUUUUUACAUGGUUAUUAUCAAUAUUACAUGAAUAUAAUUUUAAUCAAUUAUUAUUAUAUGGUUUAGCACCAAUUGAAUUAUUAUUAGCAUUGUUGUCCACAAUAUUAUUACGAGAUGCACUUAUUUAUUAUUGA
Molecule: messenger RNA, 905 nt
Organism: Dermatophagoides pteronyssinus (European house dust mite)
Lineage: Eukaryota; Metazoa; Arthropoda; Arachnida; Sarcoptiformes; Pyroglyphidae
Source: RefSeq, a predicted model, not a curated record